This is a messenger RNA of Liolophura sinensis, 1910 nucleotides long. Its product is annotated as E3 ubiquitin-protein ligase RNFT2-like. The transcript has 9 exons. Lineage: Eukaryota; Metazoa; Mollusca; Polyplacophora; Chitonida; Chitonidae. Gene Ontology annotation, biological process: positive regulation of ERAD pathway. Gene Ontology annotation, molecular function: ubiquitin protein ligase activity. Bases 110 to 1351 code for a protein of 413 amino acids. The record is from RefSeq and is a predicted model, not a curated record.
GAGGAAACGUACAAGCUGUUCACGUCAUAUGAUUUGUUAGAUUUUCACGAAGAAAUUAACUGCUGGCGAGGAGAACAACAUUGUAGGAUAGAUUACAGCAGACUUGGCCAUGGCUGAUCCACCUCAGAACAGCAGUCAUUCAGAUGGCAGGAGGCAGGGACCAUUCCGUCCAGUGGUUAGCCAGAACGCCACAACAUUACAGCAGGCCUUUUACGAUCUGGCUCAGAGAACUGCAUCGCCCUCAUCCCCUGUUGACACAGUCAUCGAUAUGUCACGACCAGAAAUUCAAGGCCUGUUUUCAGGUAGUUCUGUGUCGCGUCAUGCAGGAUUCCCACAGAGUCCCCAUGCUGACGCUCACAGUCACAGUUUCCAGCAGAGGUCCCAGCAGGGACAGCCCCAUGCGAGACGUGGUGGGGAUGAGAACCAGAAUGGUGACCAGCCUCCCCUGCAGGACCAGCACCCAAACUGGGCCCUGCUCCUCAAGAGCUGUGAGACAGCUGGACCAUUCGCGCUUAUUAUCUUCAUCAAGCUAAUGUAUGACCACAGAUUAGGCAUCCUGUUAUUUGCUGGAUUGAUGGGUACAUUCUACCAUGCAAACAGGAAGCUGGAGCUGGAGAUCUAUAAUUCUGUUAUGCGGCAGGAGAACAGACCCAGUCAGUCCAGGAUGACGAUUCUCUGGAUUGUUCUGUUGAUGACGGUCAACGUUCUGGUCAUUUACUACAUAUUUGCCGAUCAGCAACUCUGGAGAAGUUUGUAUUUUCAACUGCCGGUGGUCGAAACUGUUGAUAUUUGGACAUUAGCCUGGAUCCUGGUCAUUACAGAUUUUGUUCUCAAAUUUCUGGCGAUAGCGAUCAAAGGAUGCUUGUCACUUCUACCUCAGAUUUGGCUAUCACCAAAAAAGCGGGGAAAGUAUUACAUGUUCAUAGAGCAGUUCAUCCAGUUCUAUCGAUGUCUGGUAGCGGUGCGACCUUGGUUACACUACCUGGCUGACUUCAACCACGGCGGUCAGACCCUGUCUGUGAUACUUCUGCUGGUCUACUGUUUUUGUAAGGUCAGCAUAAUAUAUAAAAAACUGAAGGAAGUACGAGAGGCCUUCAGGAAGGUCAGAGUGGAUAUGGUGUUUGGUACAAAGCCAUCUCGAGAAGAAGUAAAGGAAACAGGUGAGACAUGCCCGAUAUGUCAGGAUGAUUUCAGAGAACCAGUAAAACUCAGCUGCAAGCAUAUCUUUUGUGAAGACUGUGUGUCAAUUUGGUUUGAUCGUGAGAAGACGUGCCCUAUGUGUCGUGCCCAAAUAGCUGACAACCCACUGUGGAGGAAUGGAUCCACCUGCUCCAAUGUGCAGUGGUACUGAGGGCCAGAGUUAUCUCCCCUUGUGAACUGUGCAACAUCACUAAACUCGGCCUUGUUUUCUAGAAACUGGACUGUCAACCCCAUGUCAGAUGAAGACAUGACAUAUAUAUACUAUUUCAGACAACAACCAGUUUUUAGCUGAAAUGUCGCAAAAUCUUGCAGUCCGGGGAAGCUAGGUGCUAAUUUUCACCCGUUGGCCUGUUUUUUAACCUAGCUAUAGCAUGCUUACUGCGUUAAAUAUCUUUUUCAUCGAAAUUCUACAUUGGAAAUAGUGUCCCCAUUCUCGCUAACUUGUAGUAAAGAUGACGGAGAAACUGAACAUGUUAGGUAAAAAGUGUUACUUUGAAGUUGAUGUUUUUAUAGUAUUCAGUUGCAUUGAGUGUAGUGGCAGGCAGUCUGGAAUUAAGGGGCUUACUCGAACACAUUUCAGGGUUAUGGUGGACAUGAGCACUUUAGACAUGGUGUUUAACACGAAAUGUGGCAGAUUGGUCUAUCACAAAAACUUCUAUGAGAUGACUUUAGAACAUGCAGUGAAAUACCGGGACAAAAAACAAACAAAC